Molecule: messenger RNA, 1058 nt
Organism: Sus scrofa (pig)
Lineage: Eukaryota; Metazoa; Chordata; Mammalia; Artiodactyla; Suidae
Gene: NKIRAS1
Product: NFKB inhibitor interacting Ras like 1
Biological process (GO): Ral protein signal transduction; negative regulation of canonical NF-kappaB signal transduction
Molecular function (GO): GTP binding; GTPase activating protein binding; GTPase activity
Source: RefSeq, a predicted model, not a curated record
CUCGGGGCGAGUCUUGCAGUGGGGCUGUGCAGCCGCCGUGGAGCGGUGCAGUGCGCUGCUCUCCUCGGGCUCGGAGGGGCGUGCAGUUUGCUGCAGUCCCCAGCACUCACAUUUGCCCCACUUUCACAGAGGACCUAUUGCCGUUAAUCAUUGGGUGUUUUUUCUUAAAACUGCUGCUUCACUCAACUACAUGGUAGCCUAAGAGAAGAUGGGAAAGGGCUGUAAAGUUGUGGUUUGUGGCUUGUUAUCUGUGGGAAAAACAGCAAUUUUGGAGCAGCUCCUUUAUGGGAAUCAUACUGUUGGAAUGGAAGACUGUGAAACAAUGGAAGAUGUGUAUAUGGCCUCAGUGGAAACGGAUCGCGGAGUAAAGGAGCAGUUACAUCUUUAUGACACCAGAGGCCUACAGGAGGGUGUGGAGCUGCCAAAGCAUUAUUUUUCAUUUGCUGAUGGCUUUGUUCUUGUGUACAGCGUGAAUAACCUUGAAUCCUUUCAAAGAGUAGAGCUUCUGAAGAAAGAAAUUGAUAAGUUCAAAGACAAAAAAGAGGUGGCAAUUGUUGUAUUAGGAAACAAAAUUGAUCUUUCUGAGCAAAGACAGGUGGACGCAGAAGUGGCACAACAGUGGGCCAGGAGCGAGAAGGUGCGGCUGUGGGAGGUGACAGUCACGGACCGGAAAACUCUGAUCGAGCCGUUCACUCUGUUAGCCAGCAAACUCUCCCAGCCCCAGAGCAAAUCAAGCUUCCCUCUGCCUGGGAGGAAGAACAAAGGGAACUCCAGCUCUGAGAACUAAAAAGUGGAAUGUCACAAUCAUUUGCUGAAUAGUGACUGCCUUUAGGUAUCUGUGAACAAACAUAUUUAAAACAGGACAUGUCUACCUUUGGUCUUUAGAAAAUCCCUAGGGAAUUAAUUUAAUGCACUUUAGCUAAUUAAGUUAUUAUUGCCUGAUAUGAAAUACUAUACUAGCAUUCUCAUUGUUUGAAACUUGUCCCUGAAACCAGCACCUUUGUUACAUUUAUGUUGAACUUGUCAAAAGAAUAAAGUUUGAGUGGUAUGCAAAUAUA